This is a messenger RNA of Anopheles aquasalis, 4362 nucleotides long. RefSeq lists its product as uncharacterized. The record is from RefSeq and is a predicted model, not a curated record. NCBI's taxonomy places the organism in Eukaryota, Metazoa, Arthropoda, Insecta, Diptera, Culicidae.
UCCGCGCUGUAGAAUAGAUGCCUGCGCCCGGCAUUUGUCGCCACCGACGACCGGUAGGACCGCACCACGCCAGGGGUUAGUAGUAGGGUCUGCGCUUCGGGACCAACCGUUCCAGGUCAUCGUCGGCAGGAUCCAAGGUGCUAGGCAGGCGGUGCCCCGCUUCGACGGUUCCUUGGUCUUCGAUUUCCGGUGUUUGGCGGAAGAGUUACGCCUGCUGGCCAGUCAGCUGGGCAGAGCAGAGCAGAGCGCACGGCCAGGCAGAAACAGGACCGCUGGGACGGGAUCGACUGAUCGAUUGCUGGUUCGCAUCAAUCAAACCCCGGCCAACGCGGAGUGGACAGCAUAGUGGACAUAUUCGCCACCCAUACACGAUCAACAAGGGAAUAGAACCGCAGCCAGAGCGGCCCCAUCGCCGGGCCAGUCGAUAUGGUGUGCGAUGAACGUCUGGGCAGAACUGCUGCCACGAGCUGCGGCCAUCCAUCGGCAGCUGUCGGGAUUGGAGCUAGCAUCCGGCCACUAAAACGCCGUCACUGGCAGGACUGUCACCGACAGGAGCUUCGUGAUCGCCGAUCGCCGUUGUGAGGCCGGCAGGCAGGCAGGAGUAGCCGCACUAGUGUUUUUAGUGGUAGUAGCUGGAGUGCGCAGGAACCAGCGACUGCAGUUUAGACCAACGAACCAAUCGCUAAGCACCGUACGCGGAUUGUCCCGUUUUGGCGAUCGCCCGUUUGUGUGAGUGCGUGUGUACUAGCAAUUUUCCCAGUGUUUUUGUUUCGAGCUUCAUGUGCAUCUGUAUAUGUGUUUAGUGAGUGUUUGUGCAAAGUGCACUUUAGGCAGAGUGGUCGAGGAUUUGAAGUGCCAUCGUGUACCAGCCCGGGACCAUUGUUUGCCGGACUACUAGUACUCCUGGCGGCCAUCCAGAGUAGUUACAGAGGAAGCCGCAGAGGAGAGGAGCAGAAGUAGUAGCAGCAGCAGCAGUCGAUCGACGCCAACCGCCAACCAACCGAACCGCCAGCCAACCAUUUCAACCAACCAAUCAUCUUUGGCCAUCUACCCCCUGAUGCCGAAGGGUGAGCAGCAGCAGUCCGAGGGGAGGAGAAAGAGGAGCGCUAGGAGAAGGAUGAUUUCGAUGAUGUUGAUGAUGAUGGUGGAACAGCUUGCCGUCACUCUGCUCGUCUGCAGCCUAAUGAUCGUGCGCGUGGACAGUGUGGCUUCGCCAAGCGAUAUCAUCUCGGGGCGGGAGUUUCUGUCGAUACUGAUGAAGCCGGGACCGGUCGGUACCGUCGCCGAACGUGGAUCGAAGGCCGACGUCCCGUUGGUGGUGGCCGCAGCAACCGAGCAGCCACCACGCAACCGAGGUCUCCGCAGGUUUCGCCACUUCUUCUACGAGCAGCAGACCGUGGCCGAUGACGAGGAUGAGACGAUACUGCCGAUCGAGGCGUUGUUUGCGGAAGGCACCCCCGCCGCACUGGACCGGCCAGACCAGAUGGAGCGAAGCGGUACGCGGCCGUACGGCCGAUCGGCCGCACGCAAUCUAAAGCUGCCAGCGACAACGACGACGACGACGACGACGACAACAAGGAGGACGUCUGUACGUUGGAUAGCGGUGUCCGCGAGCAACAGCAGCACCAAGACAAAGCCAACCACAGUCGAUGAGGAGUCCGAGGUGACCACAGAAAUGGUGGCGACAACCACGGAAGUCCAGAGUGAGCCGGAGGCAAAGGAACUGGAGCCGGCGCACCAUUCGAACUCACAUCGCAGCGAGCUGUCGGUGGAGGAGGUCGCUCCGAUGAUAAGCAAACAACUUGACCAUGAGAAGCCGAUGGUGGAAGAGGAAGUGGAGGAAGGAGAAGUGAAGGAUCUGGAACAGGAGAGAAAAAUGGAGCGGAUAGGGCAGCGAACUGAGCGAGCCCGUUUGCCGCCAUCGCAGCGCACCGAGCGCAAGCAGGAGUCGAAGGGUUCGCUGCAGACGGUCAUCUAUCACGAUAAGAAGGGUGACGCGUCAGCUGGUGUCGCAACCGGUGAAGGUGGCCGCGCGGCCCAAAAGCCGGUAUCGUACAGUUUCAUCGGGGAGGCAGUCCAGCUGCCCUCGGAGCCGGCCAUCCGGGGAACCCACAGCUACUCGCAGCCGGCUCGGUUCUACUCCGAACCGGCUCGAAUCUACUCGGAACCGGCACGGAUCUACUCGGAACCGGCCAAGGUGUACUCGGAACCGGCGCGUAUUUACUCCGAGCCGGCUAAGGUGUACUCGCAGCCGUCGAGCUACUGGCAGACGGCGUACUCGGUGCCGCGCACCGAACACCCCACGUCCACGGAACCGGUACCCACGGAUCCACCGUCCACAACGUCCUCUACCACGACGGCGUCGUCGACGAUGACGACGAUGACGACGACGACGACGACGACGCGGACGGACAGCGAUGAGGACGGUGGCCAGCAGCGCAACCGGCAGCGGUUGGUGUUCAACGAGCUGGACAAGAUACCGUACGAUCAGCUGAAUGCACCGGUUGACGGUGAUGAAACCGUAACGCUACACAACGCCAUCGGGAAGUUUGUGCCGAAGCAGCAGGGUGCAGCAUCGCACAGCAACGUGGCAUCGGUGCCGACGCAGCAACCGACGGUGCAACCGCUUGCACCGGUAGCCGGUACCGAAGGCGAGGGUGACUCCAAGAUCGGUUACGUGGUCGAAGGGCGCAAUUACCGGAAGUAUCGGGUGGAGGAGAAGACCCCGGACGGGUUUAUCGUCGGCGAGUACGGUGUGCUGAGCCAUAACGAUGGCAAUCUGCGCGGGGUACGGUACACAGCGGACUCGGACAUCAACCCACGGCUUAUUUACGAUGCUCUGCUCAAGUUUCUGUCCCUCUAGAGAGCAAAAGAGAGAGAGAGAGAGAGAGAGAGAGAGAGCGAGAGAGAGAGAGAGAGAGAGAGAAAGAGAAGCCAAGGUAGUCCUCUAAAUAUUAAGGCGGAAUAUAGCAGCUGCACCCGUUUGGAACAGACUCGGAGUCAUCUGAGUCAGUCAAUGCUCUCUAAUGCCAAUGCGAGAGAGAGAGAGCAAGAAAAAGAUAGAGAGAGAGAGAGAGAGAGAGAGGAUAAGAGAGUGGACAUGAGUGAGAUUCUGGAGCUCGUCCAGCUAAUUGGAGAAAUCAGCUGGGGAGCAGAUCCGUUUGAAGACACCCAUGCGCGCACACACAUGCUCAGAUGCCAUAAGCUAUAAACCCAUCCUGCCAGAGGAAUAUGGUCUGCACGGUACCCCCCCCCCCCCCCCUCCCUCCGUAUAACCAGUAGCAGAGCGUUAGUCAAUGUGACACAGGAUCAUAGCUUCACAGAUUGUCUCCUCAAUGAUCGCCUCUAUCCCUCAAUCGCGAUGAUCCAUGUCUCUCAUCCCCCCUCCCCGCGCCUCUCGCGCUCAAAGCAUAGCUAUCCAGCCCCUCUCGUCUAUUGUUAAUUGUAAAUGUGAUAAUAGGGUAGACAUAUUUAAAAGUAAUUUAACUUAGAUUGUAGCGUUGGUAGGUAGGUAGGUAGCUAUGGUAUGGUAGGCAGUCACGAUGGUACACGCUAGCCGGAGGAUGAUGCAGACCUUGCCACGCCACGCCAGGUAACACAAAUCGUCCUACAGCACUACAUUGCUCAAAUCGAAUUUAGUGACCAUUGCCGUGGGUGAACUCGCACACACAGCUCAGUUCUGUCAGCCGUUUAAUUCAGUCCGAGUACCGCUUCAGUCCAGUUGCCCGAAGUAAAUCGUCCUGGACGACCAGAGGUAGUAGGAUUACAGCUGCGUAGAUAUAACAGCUGCUUGCCAUAACAAACACAGGGAAUCAGCAGGGAAGAUGUCACUGGAGUGGCUCGCUAGUAGUCGAGGCAGGCACGCACACUUAAAACACGCGCAUCCACAAACCUAUAUGCAUAUGACUUUAUAUUCGAUAUAGAUGAAGGAUUGAAUUUGUAGAGCAUAAGCAGCAGCAGCAGCAGCACUAGUAGUAGUAGUAGUAGCAUUAGUAACAGGUAGAAUAGGCUGGGGUAGUUUUGAGGAACGUCGAACAGGUAAGUUGCAUGCUGCGAGGUGGUAGUAAAAUGGUGGAGUCGGUGGAUUAGACAGUUUGCAAGCGUAGUUAGCGUAGUGGUCCAGGAUCCAGGCGCCAUCGCAGAGCGCAGGACCACAACUCCAGCCAGCAUUAGCAAGCAGCAGCCGAAGUACCUAACAGCCUCGUGUGCUCGUGAUGUGCUUCAAGUCAGAUAAUCAUCUAGUAGCUCCAGUCAAUCUCUUUUUUUUAUUUCUCUCUUCUCUCUUCUCUCUUCUCUUUCUCUCUUUCUCUCUUUCUCUUUGUCUAUCUCACUCGUUCUUACAUUAUGAUCUUAAUAAAUGUA